AUGGACAAUGGCUUAACAACUAAGACGUUUCUUUUUGUCAAUGUUUCUGUGCUUUGCGGAGAAAAAUAUGACUUGUGCCUGAGAGCGUUCGACGUUCGACUUUCCGCCAGUUUCGCACUCUUGGCUCUGGUGCUGUCCUUUGCCGACGCCUAUGACCCAAGCCCCCUGCAGGACAUCUGUGUGGCUGUCGGCGAACCCAAAAAUGCUCUGUUCGUGAAUGGAAAGUUCUGCAAGAACCCCGCUCUUACCACAGCAAACGACUUCCUCUUUUCCGGCCUCCAAGUUCCUAGAAGCACGGCCAAUCCCGUGGGCUCCACAGUCACCACGGUGUUCGUGGACCAGCUACCAGGACUCAAUACCCUCGGCAUUUCCAUGGUUCGUAUUGACUUUGGAAUAGGUGGUUUAAAUCCUCCGCACACUCACCCUCGUGCGUCCGAGAUUUUGCUCGUUCUGGAGGGCACCCUCUAUGCGGGCUUUGUCACGUCCAACGAACUGAACAAUACUUUCUUUGAGAAAGUCCUCCACCCUGGAGAUGUCUUCGUUUUCCCGUUCGGGAUGAUUCACUUCCAGCUCAAUGUUGGAAAGACCAAAGCAGUCGCGAUCGCCACUCUAAGCAGCCAAAACCCAGGAAUCAUGACUAUAGCCAAUGCAUUGUUUAACGCAAAGCCGCCUAUUUUCCCCGAGGUUCUGGCCAAGGGGUUCCAAGUGGAUGAGAAGUUUGUUGAGAAACUUCAGAAGAAGUUCUGGUACUACAAUAAUGUCUGAGAAAUGCAUCUGACAAUGUCGUCAUCUCUGUGUACUUGAAUAAAACCUGAAGUCUUCUGAUGAAGUUCCUAGUUCAAGUAUGAAGAAAGUUUCCGUCUGUCACAUCUUAUAUUGAUUUCAGGAUAAUAAGACUGUUGUUUUCUACACCA
Molecule: messenger RNA, 914 nt
Organism: Syzygium oleosum
Lineage: Eukaryota; Viridiplantae; Streptophyta; Magnoliopsida; Myrtales; Myrtaceae
Product: germin-like protein subfamily 1 member 20
Exons: 3
Coding region: 1-765 (254 amino acids)
Cellular component (GO): cell wall
Molecular function (GO): manganese ion binding
Source: RefSeq, a predicted model, not a curated record